AUGUCACGGAGGAAAGGAGCAGCAGCAGGAGGAGGAGGAGCUGGGCCCAUGGCGAUGGCGGCCAUGGAGGAGGAGGCAGCCGAGCUGAGGAGAGGCCCCUGGACGCUGGAGGAAGACAACCUCCUCAUGAGCUACAUUGCUUGCCACGGCGAGGGCCGCUGGAACCUCCUCGCCCGCUGCUCCGGGUUGAAGAGGACGGGGAAGAGCUGCCGCCUCCGGUGGCUGAACUACCUGAAGCCGGACAUAAAGCGGGGGAACCUGACGGCGGAGGAGCAGCUGGUCAUCCUGGAGCUCCACGCCAAGUGGGGCAACCGGUGGUCGCGGAUCGCGCAGCACCUCCCCGGCCGCACCGACAACGAGAUCAAGAACUACUGGCGGACCAGGGUGCAGAAGCAGGCGAGGCAGCUCAAGGUGGACGCCAACUCCGCCGUCUUCCGCGACGCCGUCCGCUGCUACUGGAUGCCGCGCCUCCUCGACAAGAUGUCCAUGGCCGCCGCUUCCACGGCCGCGCCGCCGCCGCUGAUGGAGCAGCACGGCCAGGGCGUCCUGUCCUCCUCGCAGUCGCCGCCGAUCGGCAGCGACCAGCUCUGCUGCUACGGGCCUGCCGCCGCCGGCUUCGACCCGAGCCCGAGCGCGUCCACGUCGGGGUCGACGGCGGCGGCCGCGCUCCAACCGGCGCCGGUGCCCUGCUUCUCCGAACUCAACUGGGAGGACCAGUACUGCUACCCGAGCGGAGGCGACCUCGACGGCGGCGCCGGCGGGAUGGAGCUGGACUCGGCGGCGCUGCUGGGAAGCCUCGGCCUCGACGGGCUGGACCUAGGGCCGGCAGAGUCGUACCUCCCGGACGCCACGCUCCUCGACUACCUCAACUACUCGAGCUGCACCGCCAACGCCGCCAUGAACAUGAUGGCGAUGAACGGCGGCAGCUACAACAACAACAGCUACUGUGGCGGCGGCGGCGCCAUGGUCGACGGCGAUCACCACGACACGACGACGGCGGCGACGACGUGCCACGCGGCGAGGAAGCUGGCGGGCGAGUGGGGAGGAGGAAUCUAG
Molecule: messenger RNA, 1056 nt
Organism: Triticum turgidum subsp. durum (durum wheat)
Lineage: Eukaryota; Viridiplantae; Streptophyta; Magnoliopsida; Poales; Poaceae
Source: the annotation of a GenBank genome assembly